AUGUCGAGAAGGAUUGGCACCGGAGAAUUUUUCGACUUGCACUCUCUCUUUGCUUCUUUCGCCGCUGACGUGCUGUCUGCAUAUGUGUUUGGCCCCGCGAAUUGUUAUGCAUACUUGGACAGAGUGGAGGUAACAGAUGAAUGGAAAAGAAAUGUUAACAGCCUCUUUGAGACGCUGAUUCUUAUCAGGCAUCUACCAUUCCUAUACAGCCUAGCAUACAAGAUUCCUACCAUUGCCUCCUGGGUGUUUCCCCCUUUUUCUUGGAUUCAUCCAUUCACUGGGAAAAUCAACCGAAGUGUGGAAGUUGCGCAUGCAAAACCGGAAGGGAAAUCGAUAAUACCAACUAUUCUCUCCAACGAGAAAGUACCUGACCACGAAAAAGACUUGAAACGCCUGCAAGACGAACUGUCGUUUUUAAUAAUUGCCGGGUCAGAUGCACCGUCGCAAGUGAUGGCAAUCACUGUUUUUCAUCUCCUUUGGAAUCCAGAGACAUACCAAAAACUCAAAGACGAGUUAGAUGAGGCUUUCCCCGUUCUAUCCGAGGCAGACUGGACUAAGCUAAAAGGCCUUCCCUAUCUGCCCCGCAAGUCUGCUGUGUUGAAAGAGGGUCUACGCCUUUCAGCCGUUGUGACAACGAGGCUUCCGCGUAUUGCACCAGAUGAAGCUUUACAGCACGGAAAAUGGACUAUUCCGCCCGGGACGCCUGUCGGCAUGUCCACCCAUACCAUUCUACGAAACCCCGAAAUCUAUACCGAGCCGAUGAAAUUCAUUCCAGAACGCUGGAUGGGCCCUGCUGAGGAAGUCCGUGCACUGGAUAGAUUCUUCGUUCCGUUUGCGAAGGGCAAUUCAAGUUGUAUGGGUCAAAGCAUGACCUACUCGUGGCUUUACGCAGUGAUAGGCACCGUGGUACGCAAGUUCCAACUAGAGCUUCACGAAACUGACGAGAAGAGUGUUGAAAUUUCUCGAGACUGUUUUAAUGGACAGACAGUUCCUGGGCUCAAUUUGAUCAAUGUCAAAGUCACCAAGGAGUUCAACUAG
Messenger RNA from Penicillium expansum, 1038 nucleotides. Its product is annotated as cytochrome P450. The transcript has 5 exons. Lineage: Eukaryota; Fungi; Ascomycota; Eurotiomycetes; Eurotiales; Aspergillaceae. Gene Ontology annotation, molecular function: heme binding; iron ion binding; monooxygenase activity. Bases 1 to 1038 code for a protein of 345 amino acids. The record is from RefSeq and is a predicted model, not a curated record.